AGUUGCUGGAUAGCUCAAAACAGAUGGUGAAUGACUGCUGUAGAAGCUGCAGAAGGACACUUCCAGCUGCUCGCAGUGUCUGAGGUGUGUGAUCCCAGGCCCAGAGCACUGAGGAUGGAGGUGCCUGAACAAAGUUGGAAGAAAGUGCUUUAUGACGACCAGAGUUUUCCUGACAAUUAUGUUGACCAGUCGUUUCUGGGCCAGCUGCGUAAAAAUGUGAACCUGGUCCAUUUCAGCCUGACUGAAGCACUCUAUGGUGUCACUGGCAUGGUGCAGCAAAUUUGCCGCAACCAUGUCAAGACACUAAAGCCAGCAAAGGGAGGCCUGCUGCAUCCAUCAGAGCUUUUUGUUGGGUUGGCCUUGCUUGGCUGGCCAACAUACUUGCUCUAUGCGUUUGUGCAGGAAAGGAAAACUGGUGAAGUGCUGGAAGACCUUCGCCGAGCAGCCAUAUUUGUGGCAUUUGGAUCAUCUUUGGCACCUAUCAUGGGUACCCUGACAGAGACCAUAAGCACUGACACUGUGUAUGCUAUGGCUGCUGGGGCACUGCUGCUACACGUGGCCUGCCAUGACUAUACUCCUGGUCCAAGGACGCAAGGAGUUUGCAUAACAGAAGCUCAAGAACCAGCUUCUGAUGAUGGACCAUGGGCUGCUAUAUCGCUAAAUGGUGCUCUCUUUGGCGCGGUGUGCCUUGCCUCACGGCUUACCGGCAGUGGCCCUGUACUUGCCCUCUCUUCCCUGGCAGUUGCCCUUUUUCUGCUGGCUCCUUUGUUGGCCUCCUGGGUGCAGGAUCGCUGGCCUAGGCUACAGGUUGCGCUGACCCUGAUUCAUGGAAUACUGGCAUUGACAAGCUGCUGGCAGUUCAGUCCUCCCUUGGCUGCAGCACUGGCCUUAGCUUUGCUGGCUGUAGGCCUGGUUCUUCCAGGGCAUUUUGUUUACUGCCACCAGUACAGACAGAGUAUCCAUGGCCCAUGGGACGAAGCUGUCAUUGAUGACCAGCAACACUAAGCUGGAGUGCUAUUGAACUCAUCUAAAAUGCAUACCAGUUUUGAGGACCAGAAGCUGCAGCAUAGAAAUGCAACUUGGCAUGAAAACACAGGACCAGAAGCUGCAGCAUAGAAAUGCAACUUGGCAUGAAAACACCAGCAAGUUGUGUUGCUGUGUUUAAGAUCACGUGCCUUCUGAUGUUCUGGUCAGAUGCCUUCUGGUGCAGUUAUGACAACAGAUGUUUUACUGUCAAAUGGGCAAAUAGGAGCGCUCAGAAAUGCUCCAGAAACGCCCUCUUCAGCACUCAUGCCAGUCUUGGCAGUGCCACAGAGGAUGGUGCGAGCAUGUGCAAGAGUACAUGUUAAGUGCGCACCAAGCAUGACUGAAAAACCAAUAUCUGCAGUGCUGCAUGAUGUUAUUUCUUUUGUGCGGUGAAACACAUGGCAUGAUAAGUUAGUGAAUGUCUAGCUCCUUUGUCCUAGCACCAAAUUCUGUUCUGUGCUGGUUGUUGCAAGUAACAUUGGUGUAACAUUUAUCCUUGGUAAAUAUGUGUGGACAUGAAGCCUGAAAAUUAAGUAUAAUGCACCUGUAGUUCAACCUCUGUAGCCAAAACCUUACUCAAAAUGAGGUUUUUCAUGCCAUAUUAAUAGGUGUGUUUGAAUAGAAGAAUUUUCUAAUCAAAUUGAAUACAAAGAUUAAGAAAAAUUCUCCUUUGAAUAUUAAAUCGAGUACCAAAUAUUUCCUAGAAAAAGAAAAGAAAGAAAACACCACAAUGAAUUUUGCUAAAAAAUAUUUUGCCUAACCUGAUAUAACAAUAAGCAGGAAACCAGAGUAAGAAACAGCCUUAAUUUGGUAGCUAUAAAUUUGGUAAUAAGAUAUUGCAAAAAAGGAUAGAAAAAAAAAAGGAAGUGCUGUUCCAAGAACUACCGCAAAUUAAAACUGGUGCCACCGAGUAUUGGCUCAGUAUUUCCUGUAGAGAUGGAUUAAGAACACAUAUUUGCGGUGACCUUGCAUUAUUUUUUUCACCCAAAGUGCACUAACAAUUAUUCUCAUUGAGUGCUAUUUGAAACAGACAAAUAUUUGAACAUUUUUAGAUCAGAAUCUCAAAUCAAGCAUGACUAGAAUAACAGACUAUUCAAUACAUGACAUUUUGAAUAUUCACAACUCCUACAUAAUAGUCUAACUUUAUAUGUUCCUAUAAUAGUCCUGUUGGCUACCACACUGAAAAUGACCAUUCUUAAAUAAAAUUUUAAUAGAAA
Dermacentor albipictus is the source of this 2243-nucleotide messenger RNA. Lineage: Eukaryota; Metazoa; Arthropoda; Arachnida; Ixodida; Ixodidae. The record is from RefSeq and is a predicted model, not a curated record.